This is a messenger RNA of Pipistrellus kuhlii (Kuhl's pipistrelle), 2210 nucleotides long. RefSeq names its product metallophosphoesterase domain containing 2 (gene MPPED2). Bases 596 to 1480 code for a protein of 294 amino acids. The record is from RefSeq and is a predicted model, not a curated record. Gene Ontology annotation, molecular function: hydrolase activity. The transcript has 7 exons. NCBI's taxonomy places the organism in Eukaryota, Metazoa, Chordata, Mammalia, Chiroptera, Vespertilionidae.
CGAAGCCCCGGGGCGCAGGCGGGGGGUUCGGCUGGGCCGGGGCUGAAGGAGGAGCGCGCGGGGGCGCGGGGUCCCGCCGGGGAGCGCGCACGGAGCGGCGCCUCGGCCGCCCCGCUUCCUGGAGCUGUGCUCCUUUGACCCCAGUGGCAGUCCCUGUCACUGCACCGCUCCCUCCGGCUCGCCGCGCCCUCGCUCUCCCUCCGCGCCCCCUCGAUCGCUCUCUCCCUAGAUCGAGGCUGCUCUUGUCCUCUCUCCCCCCGCCACCCCCGCCUCCCUCCCGCGCCGCGUCCCCCCGGCCCCCGAUCCCCGGCCCCAGCCCGCGGCGGGACCUCGGAGGUCGGAGGUUCUGGCCCGCCCGCGCCCCUCGCCGCCCCCCGCGCGCCUCCCGCCGGCCCCGGCCGCCCCGCGAUGGAUCAUCGCCUGCUCGCCGGGCGCUGAAGGCAUCCCCCGGCCCCGGAGCGCAGCCCGGGAAAGAAACGCACAGCAGGAUUGAUGAGGAGAUCCUUGGGUUCAGAGGUCGGCUGAAGUGCACCAUGCCUGCUUCCAUCCUUCGCUCCGGAAAGUUGUGAAUUGCUCAUGUCUAUAGAGAAGAAGGAUGGCACAUGGGAUUCCUUCUCAAGGCAAAGUUACCAUAUCGGUGGAUGAAUACAGCUCUAACCCCACCCAGGCCUUCACGCACUACAACAUCAACCAGAGCAGGUUCCAGCCGCCGCAUGUACAUAUGGUCGACCCCAUCCCAUAUGACACUCCAAAACCAGCGGGCCACACGCGGUUUGUCUGCAUCUCAGACACACACUCCAGAACAGAUGGUAUCCAGAUGCCUUAUGGGGACAUCCUUCUCCACACAGGCGAUUUCACCGAGCUGGGACUGCCCUCAGAGGUUAAGAAGUUUAAUGACUGGUUAGGAAACCUGCCGUAUGAAUAUAAAAUAGUGAUUGCUGGGAAUCAUGAACUGACAUUCGAUAAGGAAUUCAUGGCAGACCUCGUUAAACAGGACUACUACCGUUUCCCCUCUGUGUCUAAAUUGAAACCAGAGGACUUUGACAACGUUCAGUCCCUCCUGACAAACAGUAUUUACUUACAAGACUCGGAGGUAACAGUGAAGGGAUUCAGGAUAUACGGUGCACCUUGGACCCCGUGGUUUAAUGGAUGGGGCUUUAACCUACCCAGAGGUCAGUCUCUGCUGGACAAAUGGAACCUCAUUCCUGAGGGCAUCGACAUUCUCAUGACACAUGGACCUCCUCUAGGUUUUCGAGACUGGGUUCCAAAGGAGCUUCAGAGAGUGGGCUGCGUGGAGCUCUUAAACACAGUGCAGAGGCGAGUCCGGCCCAAGCUCCACGUGUUUGGCGGAAUUCACGAAGGUUACGGCAUCAUGACCGACGGUUACACAACCUACAUCAAUGCCUCAACGUGUACAGUCAGCUUUCAACCGACCAACCCUCCAAUUAUAUUUGACCUUCCAAACCCACAGAAUUCCUGAAGCUCUGGAUGCCCAACUGGAAUGUGAAGGAAGGUCUAUAAACUGCCAUUUUUUCUAAUUAUACAUUUACAUUCUCUGACUUUGUUUAUUUCCAAAUCCUGUGAGUUCUUUUUGUAAAUUGCUGGAACAACAACAACAAAAAAUGAUACUAGAGGUUGUGCUUCUUCUUUAUUAUUAUUAUUUUUUAAUGGGGUAUCCAUUUGAAAUCAGAGGAGCAUUGUGAAUUUGUAAAAUGACUUCUGUUUUCUCAAAGGCCACGCCAUUGUAAAUUGUUAGUGCUCGCCAAAGGACAGCCAAGCUUUCUUUUUAAAAGGUGAUAAAAAAAAAAAAAAGUCUUAUUUUAAUAUGCUUUAAGCUGGAAGAAAGAAGAAAACAGGUAGGCAGUGUUUUAAAAACCAACCAGAUUUGCACAACUGUUUAAGAGUAUUGUUUGAACUGUUUUAUUAUUUUAUUAUGUUCUGUUAUUAUUGUUUUCUUGGUCAUGCUUCUUUUCUGCAGAUGGGGCCCAGAUUUAUGUGAAUCUUUCAACAAAAGAAAUAGGCUUCCCCUCACACUCUCCCUCGAAAGAAAGUUGUGUCAAGGGAAGAAACCAGCCCACGUUUUAAAGGAUGGCUUAGCUAGUGAGAUCCAUACUGUGGCUAUACAAGGCCUCCUUGUUUGUUGCUUUUAAAUUAUUUUAGCUUUAAGAAUAUGGAAAUGGAAUCUGUCAAGAGCAGGUAUUUCAUGCAGU